CUUCUCCCACAGAAAUAGAACCAGAACCAAAAGCGUGGAAAUUAACUUUGGUAUUGUUCUGUUUUUAUCUCGUUCUUUUCUAAUUUUUUAAUUCCCCAAAGGCCUCGAUUUUCACUCACACUCGCGACGAUCAGAUUGAGUUUUAAUCCGUUUCCUGUUCUUGAGUCCUCAAUUAGCCGAAUUGAGUUGAAUUGCGUCGACGUUUCACUUAUCCGAAUUGUUGAUUUUAAGAAAAAAAGGAUGAAGAAAUUGGUAACUGUGUAAGGAUUUAUUUUAUUUUGCUGCUGUGGGAAUGGCAGCUAUGAUAGCAGAUGGUUACAAUGAUGAAAAAAAGCAGCAGAGGAUUCGUAGAGCCUCAAGCCUAUCCUGGAUUGCUUCAAAGAGGAGAGUUUCAAAAGGUAUGUGCAAUGAAAGUAUGAAGAAACCGGAAAAAGAGAAAGAAAAGGACAAUUUAGAGUCAACCGCUCUAAGAUUCAAUGUUUCAUCGAAGAAAAGAAAGGUGAGCGGACUACAUGGAUUCUCUGGGGGUAGUAGAAUUCCAAAGAAGCCCCGUAGUGUCCUAAAUAAGAAAGUUGGUUAUGAAGACGAAGUGUUAAACAGGAAAAGCUGUUUCGAAAAGGAAGUUCUGGAGGACGAACUGGAUUUUGAUGAUGAAACAAUGGCUUUAUUGAGGAUCAAAGAAUAUCGGAGGUUUAGAAGUUCAGAUGAUCCAACAAUCAAAAGAAGUCCAAGAAAUGAAAGAAGGAAGAGUGAUUUAGUGAAGAAUUCUUCAUGCUCUUCGUCGUCAUCAUCUGCAUGUUCCUCCAUUUCAGUUUCGAGAAGUGAUGGUUAUGGAAAUGAUAGAUGUACAAUGAGUAAUGUGAAGGAGGCUAAACUUUUAGAGCGCUUCAAAUGUCAUCAGUGUAUGAAAACUGAACGUAGAAUUGUUGUCCCUUGCACCAAAUGUAGACGUAGAGCAUACUGUAUCCAAUGCAUCAAACAAUGGUAUCCUCAGAUGUCAGAAGAAGAAAUAGCAGAGUUAUGCCCAUUUUGCCGUAGAAAUUGCAACUGCAGUGUAUGCUUGCACAAAUGUGGGUUGAUUAAGACAUCAAAGAGGAACAUAACUGAUCGUGAAAAGGUUCAGCAUCUCCAUUACUUGAUUAAGUUACUGCUUCCUUUUUUAAGACAAAUUUGUGAGGAACAAACUCGGGAGACAGAAUUUGAGGCAAUCAUUCAAGGGGUGCAUUCUUCAGAGGUUGACAUAUCAGAGACACUUUGUUGCAAUGAUGAACGUGUUUAUUGUAACCAUUGUGCAACUUCCAUUGUUGAUCUUCAUCGAAGCUGCCCAAAUUGUUCUUAUGAACUCUGCCUUAACUGUUGCCAAGAAAUUCGUGAGGGAAGCCUUUCAGGCCGUGGUGAAAUGAAGUUUCAGUAUAUCAACAGAGGCUACAGUUACAUGCACGGCGGCAAUCCUUUGCCCGAAACUUGCUGUUCUGGAACUUCUCAUGAUCAUUUUGAUUCACCAAUUUGGUGGACUGCAAAUAAUGAUGGAAGUAUUUCGUGUCCUCCAAAUGAAAUGGGUGGUUGUGGUGAUUGCGUGUUGGAGCUUAAACGAAUUCUUCCAGAUGGAUGGAUUUCAGAUUUGGAAAAGGAGGCUUCAGAUUUAUUUGAAAUUUUUCAAACCAACUUGACGAAUUUGAAUUGCAGCUUUUCUGAAACGGGCUCAGAGAUGUUAUGUAGAGCAGCUUCUAGAGUAGGAUCUGAUGACAACUUCUUGUAUUAUCCACCUUCAACAGACAUUCAAGAGGAAGAAGAACUUUUGCGCUUUCAAAGACAUUGGGUUAAAGGUGAACCAGUUAUAGUUCAGAAUGUUCUUGAAAAGGUGACUGGUCUGAGCUGGGAGCCAAUGGUCAUGUGGCGUGUGUUAUGUGAAAAUGUGGACUCAGCAAUCGGUUCUAAGAUGUCAGAAGUGAAAGCUAUUGAUUGCUUGGCUGGUUGUGAGGUGGAAAUUAAUACUCGCCAGUUUUUCAAAGGUUAUAUAGAAGGGAGAAGAUAUGAUAACUUCUGGCCUGAGAUGCUCAAAUUAAAGGACUGGCCUCCUUCUGACAAGUUUGAAGAUCUUUUGCCACGCCACUGUGAUGAAUUCAUAAGCGCAUUGCCAUUUCAAGAAUACAGUGAUCCUAGGUCUGGUUUCCUCAACCUUGCAGUUAAGUUUCCAGAUGGUGUCUUAAAACCAGAUUUGGGUCCAAAAACAUAUAUUGCUUAUGGGGUUGCUGAAGAGCUUGGAAGAGGAGACUCUGUGACAAAGCUUCAUUGUGAUAUGUCAGAUGCGGUGAAUAUACUGACACAUACAGCAGAAGUAGUGUUAACCGAAGAGCAACGUUCUGCAGUGGAAAUAUUGAAAGAGAAACACAGGGCACAAGAUCUAAAGGAAGGUCUUGCGCAAGAGACACUGGAUGAACCUAUUGAAAAACUCAGUGGCGAUCAACCCACUCAAGAAAUUGGUGAAGGCACCAGUGGUAAUAAUAAUAAUAAUAAUACAGAAGGGAUUACAGAGGAAUCAGGCGGUGCUUUGUGGGACAUUUUCAGAAGGGAGGACGUUCCCAAGUUAGAGGCAUAUCUUAGAAAGCACGUCAAAGAAUUCAGGCACACAUAUUGCUCCCCAGUAGAACAGGUCGUUCAUCCGAUCCAUGAUCAGUGUUUUUAUUUAACUUCAGAGCACAAAAGGAAGUUGAAACAAGAAUAUGGAAUUGAGCCAUGGACCUUUGAACAAAAACUUGGAGAGGCUGUAUUCAUUCCUGCUGGAUGCCCACACCAAGUCAGAAAUCUCAAGUCAUGUACAAAAGUAGCUGUGGACUUUGUCUCUCCUGAAAACAUUCAUGAGUGCCUGCGUUUAACUCAGGAGUUCAGACUUCUGCCGAAGAACCAUAGAGCCCGAGAAGACAAACUUGAGAUAAAGAAGAUGAUACUCUAUGCAGUUGAGCAAGUAAUUAAAGAUGCAAGGAAUUUGUUAACAUAACAAAGUUGAGUCUUUUGAGUAGCAACCAAGAGCAAUAACAAAAUCUUGUACAUUCUUUUUUGAAAGAGUAGUUAGCCCGCAAGGUUGGAUUUUGAUAUCCAAAUUUAAUGACAAAGUUUAUAAUGUUAAGCUUUUGGUUCA
This is a messenger RNA of Pistacia vera, 3139 nucleotides long. RefSeq names its product lysine-specific demethylase JMJ25-like. Gene Ontology annotation, biological process: regulation of transcription by RNA polymerase II. Bases 293 to 2998 code for a protein of 901 amino acids. Gene Ontology annotation, cellular component: chromatin; histone deacetylase complex. Lineage: Eukaryota; Viridiplantae; Streptophyta; Magnoliopsida; Sapindales; Anacardiaceae. The transcript has 13 exons. The record is from RefSeq and is a predicted model, not a curated record. Gene Ontology annotation, molecular function: chromatin DNA binding; histone H3K9 demethylase activity; transcription coregulator activity.